Tilletiopsis washingtonensis is the source of this 5456-nucleotide messenger RNA. RefSeq names its product ras GEF. Gene Ontology annotation, molecular function: guanyl-nucleotide exchange factor activity. The record is from RefSeq and is a predicted model, not a curated record. Bases 281 to 5332 code for a protein of 1683 amino acids. Lineage: Eukaryota; Fungi; Basidiomycota; Exobasidiomycetes; Entylomatales. The transcript is spliced from 4 exons. Gene Ontology annotation, biological process: positive regulation of GTPase activity; Ras protein signal transduction. Gene Ontology annotation, cellular component: plasma membrane.
ACUCAUCCCGCUCUUCCUGUCUCGUAGGCCCAUUCCCAGCUCGGCACCGCUGCCGCCCGCAUCGUAUCCGCCGUCCGUCUUCCCGUCCGUCCCGCCGCUCUGCUAUUCCCGCCUCUGCCCUGCGAUACCUCACGAACCCGCUGCGCCUCGCCCUGCAUCCGCCCGCUGGCGACCUCCGCGCGCCCGCGCCCUCUGCCGCGCCACGCCCACCAUGUGCUGCCCGCGCACCGCAGUCUGAGCCACGCCCAGCCCGCUGCCGCCCGCCCGCGCCGCCGCCGCCAUGUCGGCGCCGUCUGCCGCGCCCGACGUCGAGACGACCAACUGGAACGCCGUCAAGCUGCUCGCCGCCAAGCACGGCAUCCACCUGCGGCCCUACGAGGAGCCGGCGAGCAGCACAGAGGCACAUGAUGGCGCCGUGACUGCUCAUGAUGCCGCCGAGGAGCAGGACCUCGGCGCCGGCACGCCGUUCCGCAUCACCGCCAAGCGCCUCGAGGGCGGCCGCAUCAUCUACCGCUUCAAGUACCGCGGCGACGCGCCGGCGGCCGCGCCCGCGCCCGCCGCGGCCAUGCCCAAGUCGCACUCCGAGACGGCCGGUCUCGCCAGCCUGGCGCAGCGCGGGCCCGAGGGCGCCGACGCGGCCGACGCCAAGCCGCGCAAGAACCUCAAGGGCAGCCGCAGCAUCCCGACGCUGCGCGCACUGCACCUGCUGGCUGCCGGCGCGGGCGCGUCGCGCACGCCAGACAUGCGCAGCACGCGCGUGGAGGAGGAGGAGCGCGAGGCUGGCUCGCAGGCGUCUGCGCCGGAUGCUGCAGAGAGCGGCAACGCCGACGCCCGGCGAGAGGCGCCACGCGCUCCCGGCCGCACGCCGCUGCUGCCCGUCUCGCGCGGCAUCAGCGACUCGCCCAUCGAGCUGCGCGCUCCGCCGCGCCGCGACGGCCGGCUGCAGGGCGGCGACGUGCUGGGUGCGAUCCUCGGUCUGCGCGAGGGCAUCGUGGACGCGCGCAGUCCGCGCAGCGGCACGUCGCAUUCGCGAGCCAGCUCGGACUCGGGCGCCGCGUCGAUGCCGUCGACGCGUCUGGCAGCCACGCCCUUUGGGCAGCACCUCGGCAUCAAUGGCGCGCCUGCGACGCCCAACGAGUUUGUCAGGUCGCCCAUCCCGCGCAUGCUCGAGCUCGGCGAGCCGCUGUUCGACGACAUGCCGGCCUUCUCGCCGUCGAGCCGGUCGCCGCAGCACAGCCAGGGCAGCUCGCCGCGGCGACGACGCCAGCAGGAAGGCGACUCGUUCAGCUCGAGCAUCCGCGAGCGCGUGCUGCGCGAGGCGCAGAGCUUCGAGAGCACCGACUCGGCCGCCACAGCGCGGGCAAGCGACGAGCAUGUGCGCCCCGGCGCACUGUCGUCAGGCGGAAAAUCUCGUGCCUGGGGCCCGCUUGACGACGACGAGCACGCCUUUGCGCGCUCCUCCGACCCCGAGACGCUCAUCUUCGAUGUGCUGCAGCACUACGCGCUCAGCAACGACGCACAAGGCUCCGCGAGCAGCUCUAACCGCUCGAGCCUGACGCCGUCCGUCGGUUCGGGCUCCUCGGGCCCCUCCACGGAAAGCACGAGCGAGCGGUCGGCACAGGAUGCGACGACGUCGGCCACGUGCGGCGACGACCCGCGGUUCGCGCUCUGGGCCGUCCGUGACCCCGAGAACAGCGAGGGCGGGCUCGUGCUGUGCGCUCGCAGUGGCCGCACGGCGCCGGCAGAGGUGCCUACAACAGGGCCUAGCUCCACGCCCCAGCCCGACGGCAAGCGACGCAGCACACGCGUCGCCGACGCGCCGAACAGGAACACCGCCCGUCCGCGGAGCGCCAGCCGGACGAGCAAGGUGCCGCCUCCGCCGUCGACGGUCUUUCCGCCGCCCGACCGAGCGUUCCUGAUCGCGGCGACGCCGACGCUCAUGGUCGCUGAGCUCACGUCUGAGAUCGACAAUCGCCUGCUCGCCGACUUCUUCUACACCUACCGCACCUUCAUCACGCCGUCGGCGCUGCUGCAGCUGCUCACGCUGCGCUUCCGCUGGGCGAUGACCGAGCGCGUCGAGCCGCGCGAGGAGGCCCGGCGGCGCAUCGUGCGCGUGCGCACCUACGUGGUGCUGAAGCACUGGCUGCUGCACUUCUUUGAGGUCGACUUCCUGCCCGACCGCCAGCUGCGCCAGCAGCUCACCGACUGGCUCAAUGCGCUCGGCGCGGACCCGCGCCUGGCUGCGCGGCCAGCAGACGCCAGCAUCGUGCGCAGCCUCAAGAACACGGUGCGCUCGCUCAAGGCGCAGUACCAGAGCAUGGGCAUGAGUGCGCUGUUGAUGCACGACGCCGGGCGGAGGCCGUCGUCUCACAGCGUGCAGCACCACCGCACCGCGAGCAGCAGCAGCGGCAGCGUCCACGACGCCGGCAGUCCGGCGAACACCAGUGUCAGCUCUGCCGGCACGCAGGAGCACGUCGAUCUGGACUUUAGCGACGCCAGCAGCGACGACGUGCGGCAGUCGCCCGCCUCGGGACGCCCCAGCGGCGCCGGCCAGCGCGGCAACGUGCAGCUGAACAUGGCAGCCGCGACGGCGCUGGGCUCGCCGAUCUCGCCGACUGUGGCGGGCAACAGCGCGCACCGGCACACGCUGGCUCCGAUGAUGCCGCAGGGCCCUGCGCCCGCGCCGCAGCAGCCUCCAACGCUGCCGUCGUCGCAAGGUGCCAUCUCGCGCGUCUUUGUCAACACUGUCGGGCGGAUAUCGCGCUUCAAGCGCGUGCUCGGCGCGCGGGGAGCGCACUCGGGCGCCUUUCCGGCUGUGCGCGAUACCGUCGGCUUUGAGGGUCUCGAGUUUGAGGCCAACGACAGCGGCGACCUGCUCUUCAUCCGCGGCGGGCUCGAGAACUUUAUCAACUUUUUUGGCCUGCGCUCCGACGACGAUGACGACUCUGGCGAGCUGCUCUCGUCGGAGGACGGCUCGCGGCCUGGCCACACGAGCAGCGACAGCGCCGGCUUGCACGAGUCCGAGACGAGUGCGCCGGCGCGCAGCACCCCGGCAUCGUCGCUGGAUCUCUCUCAGGGUGAGGCUGACAAGCUAUCUCCCGCGCACGAGGCCGGGCUGGGCAUCGAGGGUCUCGACAUCGCAGACGAGAGCCUGUUGGGCGCCACGAGCCAGGCACCUCUUGACGCCGCAAACUUGCACUCGCUCGAGCUAGAGCACAAGCAGCUUGAGCUGUCGAGCAAGAACGAGCUGCUGCACCACACGACGAGCGCGCAGACGCUGCGCUCCCAGUCGACUGCCGGCCCACCGGAGCGGGGGCCGCUUUCGGCCGAGGAGCGGCAGCCGACGAUUAUGUCGCGCGCCUUUGACGACGGACGCCUCAGCAUGAUGAGCUCAGCCUCGUCGAUGUCCGCGCGGCCGAACAUCGUGCAGAUCGACGACAUCACAGAUCUGUCCAGCGACGAGGACGACGGCGCUGUGCGCAGAGCCUUGCGACGCCUGCCUGGCGCGCGCGACCUGCGUAUGGCCAAGCAUGUCCACGAUCUCGAGCCUGAGCCCGCGCGCUCGAGCUUCGACACGCUGGCCAGCGGCUACGGCCGGCCGAUCGACGCACGGUCUGUCGCCUCGUUCAGCUCACACGGUCACGCCAGCUCGCUCGGGCACGGCAGCUAUGCGCCGUCGAUUAUCGCCAUGCAGCAGCAGCGUGCCGCCGACGCUGCCCUGCACCCGCAGGUGAUCGGCACGGUGACGACCGACCUGUUUGAUCCCGACGAGGCGCUCGUGGGCUACGAGCUCGUCAAGGGCUUCAAGCUCGACGACUUUGACAGCGACGAGGAGGAGGCUGGCGACAUUGAGGCGACGCUGCGGCGCCUCGAGGGCGUCAUCGACGAGGACAAGCAGCGGCAGAAGGCGCUGCGCGUCGAGAAGCUGUGGCUGGAAAGCUGCGCACGCAAGGCGCGCGAGGACGGCGACGCGCCGCCUGCCGAGCACCCGGCGGAUGCAGACGUGUCCGAUGCGGAGGUCGACUCUGUCGCGUCCGUGCGAGCGCUGGCGCCGGACUCGCUCAAUGCCGCGGCAUCGUCCGACUCGAAGACGGAGCUCGACGCCCUGCUCGACGCCGUCGCGGCAUCGAGCACGCGCGACACGCUUGCAGCCCAGCGGUCACAGCUGCCUGCUGUCAAGGACAGCGCUCCUCUGCCGCUCGGCUCGCCGACGCGCGUUGUGUCGCAAAGCGGGCGGCGCUCGACGGCCCGAGCACAGCAAACGCCGACACUCGGUGUGCCGCGCGGCGUGUUCCAGCUGCCGCCCGUGCACCACUCGUUCCUGCUGGGCGCGACGUCCGAGACGGUCGCGCGCCAGCUGUGCCUCAUCGAGGCGGAGCUCUUCAAGGCCGUCUCGUGGGAGGAGCUCGUGUCGAACGACUGGAAGGCCAACGUCGGCGAGGUGCUCGACUGGGAGAGCUUCUACCAGGCGCGCGUGCGGCGCAAGACCGAGGCGCGCCAGCGCGGCCAGCGCGUCGGCGAGGGCGCCGUCGAGGCCAUCGUCGCGCGCUUCAACCUGGCGUGCAACUGGGUCGCCAGCGAGAUCGUGCUCACGCAGAACGUCGACGAGCGUGCGGCCGUCGUGGCCAAGUUCAUCCGCGUGGCCUUUAAAUGCUACCAGCAGUCCAACUUUGCGUCGCUCGCGCAGAUCGUGUUCGGCCUGCAGUCGCCGUGGGUCGAGCGCCUGCGGCGCACGUGGGCCAAGGUCGGCAUGUGGGAGAUGCGCGUGCUGCGCGACCUCAAGUCGUUUACGAGCCCGCUGCGCAACUUCCGCCUCAUGCGCAACGCCAUGCGCGACAUGAUCCCUGAGGCGGGCAUCGACGACCCCAUCACGUUUGCCGGCACGCGCGGUGCGCCGGCCUCGAGCUACGGCGCAUCGGGCAACACGGCCAAGGGCACGGUCAGUGAGGGCUGCGUUCCGUUCUUUGGUCUCUUCAUCUCCGACCUCGCCGUCAAUGACCUGCUGCACUCCUUUGUCGACCCGUCGUGCCCCUCGGCGCCCGUGCCCGCGCACAAGGCGCUCAGCCGCGACAACAGCUUUGCCUUUACGCCUGCCGAGCCGCACGCCUUCGACCACCUGCCGCCGCUGCCCGCGGGCGUGCCGAUCCGGCCGCUCGUCAACGUGUACAAGGCGCGCACGACCGCGCUCAUCGUCAAGACGGUGCUGGCGUUCCAGCAGCGCGCCGGCCUGUACACGUACACCGCCGACGCCAACGUCUACGUCAAGACGCUCAAGAUCCGCUGCCUCGACGGCAACCAGAUGACCCAGAUCUCGCACAUUGCCGAGUCGUAAUGCCGCACGAAUGCCACGCCACCUCCAUCUAACCCCCUGCGCGCCCACGCGUCCCGGAGCCGCACCUCUACUUACCCGCCUGCUGCCUUCUCUGUCACCCGUGUCAAUCCAUCCCAUGCGCUAU